Messenger RNA from Pogonomyrmex barbatus (red harvester ant), 3723 nucleotides. RefSeq lists its product as uncharacterized. Gene Ontology annotation, molecular function: protein binding. The record is from RefSeq and is a predicted model, not a curated record. Lineage: Eukaryota; Metazoa; Arthropoda; Insecta; Hymenoptera; Formicidae.
UUUACCGAUUUUAUUUUCUUAAUGUCGUCAUCGUUUUAUCAUCGCAAUUAGUUUAUCGCGUUUCACUCCGCUAUCGGUGCGUCUGGAGGCACUUAACGAUAAGCCAGAAAUAAAAUUUCAGCUUUGCGUGUCCGUCGUUGAACCCAAAGCAAGAUAGAUCGCGCUCUUCACGAUCUUGUAUUAGUGUCACUCGCGAAUAUAAUUAUUUGACGAACGGGCGGAGUGCGAUUUUCGGUUGUCGCUUGGGACAUUUUCAUUAUCGGCGGAAAUGGCUGGAAAAAAUCUGCAAGAGAACACGGUGGAAUAACCGUAGUGCGAAAAACCUACGAUAACUGGACGAAUCGCUGACCUCUAUUCGCAGGUGGAAGGAUAUCUAGUGAUUGAGUGCGCGAUCGAGAAGAACUACGUUCGUCGUCGGGCCAUCGCGUCAAUCUCGGAACGCUUUUCAUUUUCCUUCGCUCACAUUUUUCCCUCGCAUCUCGCGGGAUUUUCAUCGGUGGCAUCAAAAAGAUCGUUUCCCAUCGGGAUUUCGUUACAUCGAAGCUGUAAUAUAGGAUGAGUUCGCGAACGGAUCAUCGGGAAUAUCGUCGACAAAUGAAACGCACGGCUAAAUAAUGCACCGUGAAAUGGUGAUCUCCUAUUAUCAUUGUUAUGACGUAGCCCGAGAUGGAGGAUGCAGCACGGCAAAAGAGAAUAAAAGACUAGAAACGCUGCAUGUACAGACAACUGGUGUCUCGCUUUUGCACCGUAAAGACGCACGGCUACGAUAAGAAGCAGAAGUGGAGACGGACACGUGUGCGGAAGGAUACGCGGUCCAUAUCCGGCCCGCCAUCCUGGCGGCAUGGUCCUUUGGGCCACAAUACUAAUCCUUCAAGGAGCUGGAUUUGUAGGCUCGGUGACAGGCAUUCCCGGCGUCCCGGAAAACAUAACGGUGAUGUUCCUGAACCCGACGUCUGUGCGCGUGUCUUGGAGCACCAGCCAGGUCGAGCAGGUCGAGAAAUACGACGUUACGUACAAGCCAACCGACGCCAGUUACAGGGUGGUGGCGGUGGUCGCAGGAAAUAGCGAAGCGGUCACUUUGAGCGGCCUCCGGGCUGACACGCAAUAUCAGCUGGUUGUAACCGCCGUGAGGGCCGGAAAGAAGUUUCGAAGCCGACCGAUCGUCUUCCGUACACUCGGUAAGCUUUGCCUUCCUAAGCUUUACCUGUCUCCGGCAUCACGGUCACACGUGACAGAGCCACCACGCACGUCCCCGCAGCAGGAUGCAGCGGUAACCGGUGGUCCUCUUCCUCCACCUCCACCAUCCUCGCAGCAGCCUCAACCGUAUAUACAAAUCCGCGGCGUCGAGGUGGGCAUAGUGAUAUUAGUGCUGAUAGUCUGGGCGGGCGCGAUAGCCCUGUUCUUCAAUCGCUGGGGCAAGAUACGCAUGCUGCUGCCGUACCAGCCCGACUAUAAGGAGCAGCUGAAGGUUCCCGGCACCGGCGUGUGCGCGGCCGCGAACGCCACGUACACGCAGCAUCCGACGCAGCACGCGUGCUCUCAGCAUCUGCACUGGUCGAGCCAUCACGUGGACUCCUUAGACAGCGGCGGAGCUUUAGGCUGGCCAAGAACCUCGAGGCCGCGCGUCAACAGUGCCAUCGACGUGGCCGGCUUUCUAUCGCAGGAAUUUCUCCGACGCCAUGGGUCCACGUCCAAAUUGUGCCGCAAGGUUCGCAGUGCAGAUAACUUACCUCUCGCGUCAACGAAUCGCCAACAGGACCCACGAAGGAAUUCCAAGGACGAAAGCGCCGAGGGCGACCGAGAGUCCUUCCUGAAACCAAAUCAGGACGACAAGUCCGAGGAUCAGGACUCGAGGAGGCAGAGCAGUCUCGAGAGCACGACGAAGGACAAUACAGAAACGUCACUGUUGGAUCCCAGUUAUCAGCAGCCCUCUUCAAGGGACUCCCCGGUGGCAUCAUCGUCGUUGGUCACCAGACGUUUCGGGGGAUGGCGCACCGGCGGAAGCCACGAGUACGUCAGAUGCCCUGUGCGACAGCCUGCUUCCAUGGACGAGCGGUGUUAUCGGCGAUCGUACGAGUCCGAGACCACUCGUCCGCCACGGUAUCAUCACCAUCACCGACGCACGGACGCCGAGCGUCACUCGAAGAGCUGCGAGUACGCGAGACGGGCGGCCACGGAAUCGAGCAUCGAGGUCCAGCACUUCGGCCUGCCGAUUCUGAGUGUGAGCGAGCCGAGUCCGCCGGACGAGAGCGAGCGGGUCGACGACUACUUGUAGGACUUGCUUGCCGAGGACUUCCUGAAGGAGCUCCUCGUGUGAUCCGCCCGGCCGAUCCUCCGACACCGCGCGGCGCGGUCUCGCUCUUGAUCUUCGUCCCGCGGGAUUCCGAGUCCCGAACACUCUUUUACCUCCCUCCCCCUCCCCCUCCGCCGUCGUCCCGGGACGACGAGGUCGUCCCGCCGCGCGUCGCGACUUCUCAGGAGGUCGCGAUCGGUCCAAGUAAGUCUCCCGCGGGAGAGCACGGAUUUCUCGAUCGUGUGCGAUCUCUAUCCCUGUUCAUUGUGAGCGACAACUCUGACGCGUAUCUACUUUAGAAGAGUCAUGAAUAUAUUUGCUACUUGUACUAUAGGAACCGCGCAGCUACCAAGGAGCUAACCAAACCAAUGCGUUUGAUCCGGACUUCGCCUUUUUUCUCCGCGCAUUGGGAAGUCCUACGAGCGCUAAAUACCGAUUUACGACUUGCGACGUAAUGCGACUUUGCUCGUCAUAUAUAUAUAUAUAUAUAUAUAUAUUUUUCCAGUACCGUAGAGAUCCUCUAAAUCGAUGCUACAUGUAUAAAUUAGAAAUAUAUUAAAAAAUGAUCAAUGUGUGUAUGUGCGUGUUUAAAAUCCAUAUCUCUCGUGGCGUGCCGAGGAAGAAGAGGUCCGGAUCAGAUUUGCGAUUAUUCUUUGUAUCGUAUUAUUUUUACUUAGGAUUACCUGGUGGCCUGGUGGAUAAUUUCGUUACUUCGAUAUCGCAGAUGUGGAUUAAUAUUAACUCGCGGCGGGAAUAAUCUGGCUGAAUCACUCACUUGAGAUUCUCGAGAAUUGCAAUCAAAUUCACUGCACGUCUUUACUUACAAUGAGACAUCUCGCGACUGCGAUUUAAGAAUGAUAAAAGCGGCAACUCGCUUGCGUAUAAAUCCGAUCAUUUACAUUCACAAAGAUGAAUGCGAAUAAUAACAAAUAUACGUUUCCUUCCUUUCGUAUUUUCUUCCUCGAUUUUUACGUCUUUCGUUUCUAUCGCGUGAUAAUGAGAUGGAGAUGGAGAUUAGAAUCUUCUCCUUUAUCGCUUAAAUCAAAAUAUUAAAGUUGAAAUUUUUUUCUAACUUGAAAUAAUUCAAAAUACACAUACAAAAUACACAUGCAAAAAUUACUUUGAUUUAACGUUGAAGCCAUGUCCAGGUACGCGGAUUAAAGACAGUUCGCUCUUAAGUAUAUGUCAUUUUAUCACAUUUAUUUUCAACGUCAGCGUAUAAACUUCGACUAGAUUUCUCUCGGGAAUUCAUGCAAUCAUAAAAUAUUUUACGUUUUGCAGUUACACAAAGUAUCAUAUAUCAAUACUAACCGAAAGCGAAUCAUGGAACUGACUAUGAACAUCGCGAUUUAGCUGGUGGAAUGCAAAACAAAUGUUUCAUCGUAAUACAGAAAGUCACAUUCAGAAUAGAAUAAAAUUCUUGAUAGCUA